This is a messenger RNA of Drosophila rhopaloa, 1391 nucleotides long. It is a transcript of the gene FeCH, whose product is annotated as ferrochelatase, mitochondrial. Gene Ontology annotation, molecular function: protoporphyrin ferrochelatase activity. The transcript has 5 exons. NCBI's taxonomy places the organism in Eukaryota, Metazoa, Arthropoda, Insecta, Diptera, Drosophilidae. The record is from RefSeq and is a predicted model, not a curated record. The coding region runs from base 53 to 1207 and encodes 384 amino acids. Gene Ontology annotation, biological process: heme biosynthetic process.
AGUACUGAAUGUGCGAGUGCAAUAUUUGGGUCAACUUAAAACUUAAAACACAAUGUUUUUGCAUAACACAAAACUGUGCAGACUGGCCGGGAACAUGGCGACCUGUGUACGCCACCUGAGCGGCCAGAAACCUAAGACUGCUAUUUUAAUGCUCAACAUGGGUGGUCCUACUCAUACGGACCAGGUGCACGACUACCUCCUCCGCAUCAUGACUGAUCGGGACAUGAUCCAGCUGCCAGUGCAGAGUCGUCUGGGUCCGUGGAUCGCUCAGCGCAGGACGCCCGAGGUGCAAAAGAAGUACAAGGAGAUCGGCGGCGGAUCCCCCAUCCUCAAGUGGACCGAGCUCCAGGGCCAGCUCAUGUGUGAGAAGCUGGACAGGAUCUCUCCGGAGACGGGGCCGCACAAGCACUACGUGGGCUUCCGCUACGUCAAUCCGCUCACUGAAAACACGCUAGCCGAGAUCGAAAACGACAAGCCAGACCGCAUCGUGCUUUUCUCGCAGUAUCCACAGUACAGUUGCGCCACCUCGGGAUCCAGUUUUAACUCCAUCUUCACUCACUACCGCAGCAAUAACCUGCCCUCGGACAUCAAGUGGAGCAUCAUCGACCGGUGGGGCACCCAUCCACUCCUGAUCAAGACCUUCGCUCAGCGAAUUCGCGAUGAACUGGCCAAGUUUGUGGAGACAAAGCGUAACGAUGUGGUUAUCCUCUUCACUGCCCAUUCCCUUCCACUGAAGGCCGUGAGCCGUGGCGACGCAUAUCCUUCGGAAAUUGGAGCCAGUGUGCACAUGGUGAUGCAGGAACUGGGUCAGACAAAUCCCUACAGUCUGGCCUGGCAAUCGAAAGUGGGCCCGCUGCCUUGGCUGGCACCAGCCACCGACGAUGCCAUUAAAGGCUAUGUUAAACAAGGCCUGAAGAACUUCAUCCUGGUGCCCAUCGCCUUUGUUAACGAGCAUAUCGAGACGCUACACGAGCUGGAUAUCGAGUACUGCGACGAGUUGGCGAAAGAGGUGGGCGUGGAGGAGAUCCGCCGGGCGGCCGCCCCCAACGACCACCCGCUGUUCAUUGAUGCCCUGAGCAACAUUGUUGCGGAUCACCUAAAGUCCCAGCAAUCAGUCAACCCCAAGUUCCUGAUGCGUUGCCCCAUGUGCACCAAUCCAAAGUGCAGGGAAAGUAAGAGCUGGUACCGCCAGCUGUGUACAAACUAGGAAACCGAGGCACUUCGCGAGAUCAGGAUGCACUGCAUGACGGGCAUUCCAAGUGCUCCAGCUGGGAGCCAACAUUUAUGCAUUCAUCUGGGUUUAUGGGGGAUUGGAUUUCAAACACUGGCUUUCAUUACUAUUCGCUGGCAAUAAAGCAAAUUAAAGACACUGCUAAACAGUUGAAAUAACA